AGUGUGCACAUUGGAUCAAUUUUGAUGCGCAUUCUCUUCUGGGUAUUCUUGUUUUUGUGCCAAAGCUUGAAAAUUUUGGAUCCAGAGUGCUUGCAAGAACUCAGUUUUUGAAGGCCUUUUCUGGGUUUUGCUUUGUUUUCAAACAACCUCUGUUGGUUUCUGUUUGUGGGCUCUGGCUUUUUUUCUUCUUCUUAUCUCCUUCUAUUAAUUUUGUUAUCUGGGUGAUCCUUUUCACGUUUUUUAUAAAGUUGUUAGUUCAGGGUUUUAUAUUCUAUUUUUUAUUUUUUGAGGAACAAUUUUAUUUAUUUUUAGGUUGGAUACAGAAGUGGUUGUUGUGUGUGACGUUGGAAUUCUGAUAAUCUAAUGGAGAAAAUCCCUGCGUUCAAUAGAGUUUUUCUUUUUUCUUUUUUGGCCUGCCUGUGUUCAAUAGAGUCCUACUGUUUCUGUGGCAAUUUUUAAACAUGAUAUAUAAAUUUCACUCUUUGGGCCUGUAGGAUCUUUCAUUUAACAUAACAUAUAUUUUCUGGUUGAGUUUGGAUUCUUUAAAGUGGGAGUUGUACUUUAAAUAGUGUGUGAAGUUAUUGCAUAUGUGCAUAUGUUUUACUACUAUCUCAGCCAUUCGUUCAACAGUUGUAAUUGCACUUUUCUUUCAAUUGUGCAUCCUCCACUCCCUUGUUUAGAGGAGCCAAAUCCUCUGUGGUUUACAGCACAAUUGAGAUUUAUUGUUUAGCUAUAAUGUGACUUAUCCUGCAAGGGCUUUAAUGAUUGUGUAUUGGGGAUCUUUCACAACACAACUUGUUAGUGCUUUUAAUUUGAAGCUUUUACGUUUGCAAUUUCUUCCAAUGUUGAUGUUCUGCCUAGAGAGUAGAGUGCAACUAGUUUGUGGGCUGCAGACGAUGAAACAAAAUUAUAAUUUCUAUAAUUAGUCAUUAGAGGGUGUUCCCUGGCGUAGCGGUAAAGUUGUGCCUCGGUGACCGUUUGGUCUUGGGUUUGAAUCCGGAAACAACUUCUUUGCAUAUUCAAGGAAAUCAAGAGUUGUUCAAUGGCAAAAGAUUCUGCUGAUGCUGAUUCCCAUCACAGACGUCUUGGUCUUUUGAAAGAUCAAGUUCACUUGGUUAAAAGGAAAGGCUUUGAUCGCUAUGAGAUUGCUCCAAUCCAAGACCAACUAGCAUUUGAGAAGGGUUUUUUCAUAGUGAUUCGUGCAUGCCAAUUGUUAUCCCAAAAGAAUGAAGGAAUAAUAUUGGUUGGGGUGGCAGGUCCUUCAGGGGCGGGGAAGACUGUAUUUACUGAAAAGAUACUCAACUUCAUGCCCAGCAUUGCAGUCAUUUCAAUGGAUAAUUACAAUGAUGCUAGUCGAAUUGUUGAUGGGAAUUUUGAUGAUCCACGCUUAACAGACUAUGACACAUUACUCCAGAAUCUGCACGAUUUAAAGGAAGGAAAGCCAGUUCAAGUUCCGAUAUAUGAUUUCAAGUCCAGUUCACGUACAGGAUACAGGACAGUAGAAGUCCCGAGUUCUCGAAUUGUGAUUAUAGAGGGCAUCUAUGCCUUGAGUGAGAAGUUGCGACCUCUGCUGGACCUUCGAGUCUCUGUUACAGGAGGAGUUCACCUUGACCUUGUAAAACGAGUUAUACGUGAUAUACAACGAGCUGGUCAAGAACCUGAAGAAAUUAUUCAUCAAAUAUCAGAGACGGUGUAUCCAAUGUACAAGGCAUUUAUCGAGCCAGAUCUCCAGACAGCACACAUAAAAAUCAUCAACAAAUUCAAUCCAUUUACUGGAUUCCAGAGUCCUACUUACAUAUUAAAGUCAGGAAGGAAUGUAGAAGUUGAUAAAAUUAAAGCUGUUCUCGCUGAGGAUUUUAAGGAAACAACAGAGCAAACUUAUGACAUAUAUCUUCUACCACCCGGUGAAGAUCCAGAAACUUGCCAAUCAUAUUUACGGAUGCGAAAUAAAGAUGGGAAAUACAGUCUCAUGUUUGAGGAAUGGGUGACAGAUAACCCAUUUGUCAUAUCACCAAGAAUUACUUUUGAGGUCAGUGUGCGCCUUCUUGGUGGACUAAUGGCUUUGGGAUACACAAUAGCUACUAUCCUUAAGAGAAACAGCCAUGUCUUUUCUGAUGAUAGGGUUUGUGUGAAACUAGAUUGGCUUGAGCAACUUAAUAGACAUUAUGUUCAGGUACAAGGAAGAGAUCGUUUAGUUCUAAAAUAUAUAGGAGAACAGCUGGGUCUAGAAGGUUCCUACAUUCCUCGUACCUACAUUGAGCAAAUUCAAAUUGAAAAGCUUGUGAAUGAGGUUAUGGCCCUACCAGAUGAUUUGAAGACAAAGCUCAGCCUAGAUGAGGAUUUGGUGUCAAGCCCUAAAGAAGCACUAUCUAGAGCCUCUGCCGACAGAGUUGCCAUGAGAAAUAAACAUCUGAGGAGUGGAAUAUCACAGUCGUAUACCAAUCAGAGGGACAAAAAUCUAGCUAAGGUUACUGGAUAUGGUGCCAACAAUGGAAGGUUUGGUGAAAAAAAUUUAGAUUCCACCGCAAUGCCAGUAAAUCAGGGAGCGAUCAAUCAGCUUUCGGACCAAAUUUCUGCCCUCAAUGAUAGAAUGGAUGAGUUUACAAAUCGCAUUGAAGAGCUGAAUUCCAAGUUAACCAUAAAGAAAAGUUCUCCAAGUCAACAAAACAUGUCACUUCAAGCUGAGACAUGCAAUGGAUCUGCUCCCACCUCUCACUUCAUCACUAGUUUGGGCAAUGGUUCCCUAACUGGAUCUAAAAUGACAAAUUCCUCUUCGUCGUCGCAGUUAGCUAAAGAGUCUCCUUUGAUGGAUGAGAUAUCAAGCAUUGGACGCAGUCAGCGUCAGAUCAUGCAUCAAUUGGACAAUCUCAAUAAUCUUCUCAGGGGGAGCUUGGGGGAGAAGUCUCACCCAACAAGAACCAACAGCAGGAAAAGCAUUGACAUGUCAUCGGAUUCCGUGGGAGCUCGUGUUAUGGUGGUGGCGGCAGUUGGUUGUUUGGGGAUCUUCUUGAUGAAGGUUUUGUUGAACAAAAAGUGAUUCAUUCCUCUAGGUAUAGUCAGUGGUUUAGGUUCAAAGAUAUUUUUCUUCACUGUGACAACCCUUCUAGUAAGAAAGGUGUUGAGGCAUUAACAGUUGAAGAUAGAUUCAGGAGACAGUCUUUUUAGGAUCAUUUGAGGGUCGGUGAGAGGAUGAUGCCCACUUGAAAUUUUGUCACUUCGUGGGCUUAUUGCUUUGUUAUCACAAUUUUAUGCCAUUUUCAACACUACAAAGUAGAGUCUUUGGUUUAGAAUCUUGAUUAGGUGGUAUUCCAUACACCUUUCUUUCAACAUUUUUAAUCUUUAAAUAAGUUGGUAAUAGUGAGGUCAAUUUAGCCACAACUAUGACAACAUAACUGAGGUAGAAAAUGCGGCAAAUACUGACAAUGUACCAUGGUGUUACAAGCAAAUUGUUACAAAUGAAACAAAUCAUGCUGUUACCGAGUGAAUGGUGCCUGUUA
This is a messenger RNA of Glycine soja, 3497 nucleotides long. Its product is annotated as inorganic pyrophosphatase TTM2-like. Lineage: Eukaryota; Viridiplantae; Streptophyta; Magnoliopsida; Fabales; Fabaceae. The transcript is spliced from 12 exons. The record is from RefSeq and is a predicted model, not a curated record. Gene Ontology annotation, cellular component: cytoplasm. Gene Ontology annotation, molecular function: ATP binding; kinase activity. Bases 1043 to 3037 code for a protein of 664 amino acids.